Molecule: messenger RNA, 471 nt
Organism: Linum tenue
Lineage: Eukaryota; Viridiplantae; Streptophyta; Magnoliopsida; Malpighiales; Linaceae
Source: the annotation of a GenBank genome assembly
AUGAAUUCGGAUGGUUUAGUGGUCAAUGGCCAAGCGGCAACGGGUGGAAUCUUGCGAGGGGAGGAUGGAAGAAUGAUCAAAGCCUUUGCCAUGAAUUUGGGAGAAACUUCCAUCACUAGAGCGGAGCUAGAGGGAAUUGUUCAAGGGAUGCGUUUGGCGUGGGAACAAGGCUAUAGGAAAGUUAUGGUGCAAACCGAUUCACAGAUUGCGAUCUAUUUGAUCAGGGAAGCUGCAGAUCGGCAUCCUCACUUUCUUUUGGUACAAGAAGCGCGUCGUUUGCUCGCUUGUGACUGGCAAGUUCAGUUGAUUCAUGUCUUUAGAGAAGGAAACGUUGUGGUUGAUUACCUUGCUUUAGUUGGUCAUAGCUUACCUUUUGGUUUCCAUUUUAUUGAGGGGCAUUACCCGCUCCUGAACUACUGGUUGUUUUUUUAUUUGAUCGGGGUGGAAACACCGUGUUUGGUUAAUAUAUAA